Molecule: messenger RNA, 1932 nt
Organism: Lingula anatina
Lineage: Eukaryota; Metazoa; Brachiopoda; Lingulata; Lingulida; Lingulidae
Biological process (GO): microtubule-based movement
Molecular function (GO): ATP binding; microtubule motor activity; microtubule binding
Source: RefSeq, a predicted model, not a curated record
AUGAGCGUUGACAACAUUAUGGCGGAGCAUAAACAGGUGUCAGCUAGUUGAGAGCCUGGAUUAAAAUGUCUCGAAAGACGGUCAAAAUGAAGACUUAGGAGCAACUUCAGCUUACUUUUAGAAUCAGCUCAGAAUCAAACAGUCAUGCCCACCAUCAAGACUUUUGCAAGGAUCAAACCUUGUAAAAAUGCUUAUGAUGACUUUGAUGUUACCAAGGACAGGGUGUACCUGCGUACGGCACAGAACAGGGAUUAUAACACCUCCCCCACCAAGACCCGCGCUAACACAGGCACAGUAAACCAUGAGUUCAAGUUUGACACUGUGUUCAGCUCCAGCACUGUCCAGGAGGAGGUGUUUGAGACGGCAGCUAAGGAUAUUGUAGAUCAUUUCCUGACUGGCUACAAUGCCACUAUCUUUGCCUAUGGCCAGACUGGGAGUGGGAAGACCUUCACUGUGGAGGGCAGCGCCAGGAGAUAUGAAGACAGAGGACUGGCUCCAAGGGCACUGUCCAUGAUCUACAAGGCCCUGGAGUCCCGUCAAGAUGAAGACAUCAGUGUCCAUAUCUCCUACAUGGAAAUCUACCAGGAGGUGGGCUAUGACUUGCUGAACCCUGGGGCUAGAACUAAUUCACUAGUCACACCAUUCCCAAAGGUGGUAGUAGUGGAGGGUCCCAAGGGCAGCUGUAUAGUGAGGAACUUGUCCAGUCACAUGGCUGCUAAUGAAGAGGUGGCCCAGAACCUUCUCCUCCAGGGUCAGGCUAACAGGAAGGUGGGAGAGACACCCAUGAACCAGAGGUCUUCAAGAUCACAUGCUGUGUUCACUGUGACACUGUCCACCAAAAAACCUGAUUCUGAUAUUGUAGUCAAGUCUAAACUUCACCUAGUUGACUUGGCUGGCUCAGAGAGAGUGGCCAAGACGGGGGUCUCUGGGUUACAGCUGACAGAGGCCAAAUACAUCAACCUGUCCCUGCACUACCUGGAGGGGGUGAUCAUUGCCCUGCAGAAGGAGGCCCAGGGAGGGAGCCAGGGGCCCAUGAGGAGCCAUAGCAGUUAUGGAACACCAGCAAAUAGAAAUCACCCCUACACCUCUCCAAGGAAGAGUAGGAAUGCCAGCUGGGUUGGCAGUAUCUACAGUGGUUAUGGAGGCAGACCUAGUACCUCUGAUGGCAGAUAUUCUACACAUGUUCCUUAUAGAAACUCUCUACUCACUAUGAUGCUGAGAGACAGUCUGGGUGGUAACUGUCUAACUGUGAUGAUAGCUACGCUGUCUAUGGAGGAAGAGAACCUCGGCGAGACCAUCUCUACCUGUAGAUUUGCUCAGAGGGUGGCUUGUAUUGCCAAUAAUGCUAAGAAAAAUGAAGAGAUAGAUGACAAAUCCAUGAUCCAAAGAUUAAGGAAAAGAAUAGCAGAACUUGAAGCAGAGGUAGCAAACUUAAAGGCCUUACAGUACCAGAGCAUGGACGGUGAGACGCUGGCUGCCAUGAUGGAGAAACUGACAGACGAAGACAAGAUAACCUGUAGCCGGCUGAUGCAGCAGUACAUAGUGGGGAAAGUGAAGGACCCUGUCACUGCAGGUGUCACAGAUCCCUUCAAGUUCCGGGAAUGUCUGCGCAUCCUUAAGGAGAUGAUCAUGAAGAAAUAUGCUGGUGGUCAGAAUAAUGGGACUGGGGUCAGCCUGUCAGAGGAGGUGAAGAGUCGGCCCAUCUCCAACACCUCAGGGAUCAGUACAGCGACCAGUGGGUUUGACGAGACUAUGCCAGGACAGGCAGAGAAGGAGCCAAGCAACAAGAUUAGAUUUGCUGGGUUAGUGCAGAGUGGAGAAGGCUCCUCACAGAUUGCCUACUUACUCUUUUACUGUUUUACCUGCACAUCUGAGGUCAUCCUAGAAUGCAUCCCUAAAUACCUUUCUAAAUCAUAAAAUAGAUUCCAAUAG